CUGCAAAUCUCUCGGUACGUCAAGUACAUUACUUUUAUCAUUAAUUUAAUUAAAACUGCUGUGUCAGGUGCAAAGCUUGUAAUGUGUGCAAAACAAACUUGGAGGCUCUAGUUUAUUUGGAUUCAUACUUUCGUAACGGUGUAAUAGAGCGUGUUGACUAGCACGUAGCUAGUAAGAUUCUUCCAAGUCAGAAAUUGUGUCGUGUGGUGGAGGGACGUACGCUUUGUUACAUACAGAGCAGUAUAAACACAAAAUGUGGAGGUGAUGGAUGAUGUGGAAUUGGACACAGAGGCUUCUCCUAACUAUGAGAAAGAAGAGAUUGCUCGGCAGUUCAUGCUGCCGGAAAGAAAGUCUAAGAUAGCCACGUUGCUAAAACAAGAUGGUCAGGCUUAUUGUAUCUGCCGCUCAUCAGAUUCAUCGAGGUUCAUGAUAGGAUGUGACAACUGUGAAGAGUGGUAUCAUGGUGACUGUAUCCGCAUAACAGAGAGAGAAUCCAAAUAUAUCAAGCAGUUCUUCUGUGUGCGCUGUCGAGAAGAGGACCCAACUUUAGUGACAAAAUAUAAACCAAGGAAACGGGAGGGUGAGCGAACUGCACCUGGUUCAGAAGAGCGAAAAUCAAAGAAGAGAAAGGACAAAUUGGAAUCGUGUGAAAUUUUGGAGGACAACAAAGUAAAGGCAUCACAUCUGUCAUCCUCCUUGAAACGUUGUGGGAAGUGUCUGGGCUGUUAUCGCACAGAGGAUUGCGGGCAUUGUGAUGGCUGCCGUUCUGCUAACAGAGCACGUCACAAAUGUCGACAGCGUCAGUGUCUGAACAAUGUCCUGCAGGAUGUGGAUCAAUCCCGAAAGGUACGACAAUCGGCAUCAGCACACCGCAAACGAAAGGAUUCAAGCUCAGAUGGUGGGGAACGCUGGGGAAGCAGUGGAUCUCGCUGGCUCCAGUCUGAUAAACCACGUCAGUGUUAUGGGCCAGCUUGCAUUCGAGCAGCUCGUCCAGGCAGUAAAUAUUGUAGUGAUGAUUGUGGUUUAAAACUGGCCACCAACAGAAUUUACCAGGUGUUACCCCAAAGAAUCCAGGAGUGGGCUCUGUCCCCAUGUGCAGCCGAAGAAAGCAACAAACGUGCACUAGAGAGUGUACGCAAACACCAGCUGGAGGUACGGAGGAUCCUACAGGAAUUAGACAAGAGACACAAGGAACUAGACGCAAUUAUUGAGCGUGCCAAAAUGGCAACAAUAGAAUUGCGCAGUGAAGAAGAUUCAGAAGAUGAAGGAGAGAUGAGCAUGUACUGCAUCACAUGUGGUCAUGAAAUCCACUCACGAAUGGCCAUUAAACACAUGGAAAAAUGCUUCAAUAAGUAUGAAAGUCAGUCAUCAUUUGGCUCAAUAUACAAGACGCGCAUUGAAGGAAACAACAUGUUCUGUGACUAUUAUAACCCAUCGAGCCGCACAUAUUGUAAGCGUCUUCGUGUUCUGUGCCCUGAGCAUAGUAAAGACCCCAAAGUGAAUGACACGGAGGUAUGUGGCUGUCCAUUGGUAACCAAUGUCUUUGAUCUCACUGGGGAAUUUUGUCGAGCACCCAAGAAAAGCUGCCUGAAACACUACUGCUGGGAGAAAUUACGAAGAGCUGAGAUUGACAUGGAGAGAGUACGGCAGUGGCUAAAGAUAGAUGAACUGAUUGAACAAGAGCGACAGAUACGCCACUUGAUGGCAAGCAGAGCUGGGGUAUUAGCUCUUAUGCUUCAUUCCACAUAUAAUCAUGACCUCAUGGAGCAGAUGACUUCAGCACAGGACCAGCAGCAGUUGGCAGCAAUGGAGGAAGAAAUGCAACGUAGAUAUGGACAGCAGCAAUAGCAGUGACAGCUGUGCUAAUAAAUUUCUCUCCUGUCUGUAAAUUACUGCUUGUUCAGUUUUCUGUAGUAAUUAGAGUGCAGAAUUUUUAUGAACUUGGGUAUAUGAAAGUGGUGUGAAAUUUUAAUGUCAUCAUCAUCAUCUUCAUUUCCAUGGUUUAGUCUGUUAUAGACUGUUCCGUCUCCAAGGAAUUUUCUGUUCUGUUAAUGUACUUCACCAUAAAUACAGACAACUUCUGGAAAUCAGAAUUUUGUUUUCAGGUUUUAAUUCUUAGUAGAGCAUUUUAAUUUUCAGUGUUUAAUUAUUGAACGUACAUGUCACAAAUAAUGUAUGUUCAUCUGUAUUACAUGUUGAAUACAUAAAAAGUAUAUUAUUUAAUAUCUGAUAAA
Messenger RNA from Zootermopsis nevadensis, 2234 nucleotides. RefSeq names its product CXXC-type zinc finger protein 1. Gene Ontology annotation, cellular component: Set1C/COMPASS complex. Gene Ontology annotation, molecular function: zinc ion binding; DNA binding. Lineage: Eukaryota; Metazoa; Arthropoda; Insecta; Blattodea; Termopsidae. Gene Ontology annotation, biological process: positive regulation of DNA-templated transcription. The record is from RefSeq and is a predicted model, not a curated record.